Ylistrum balloti is the source of this 841-nucleotide messenger RNA. RefSeq names its product dehydrogenase/reductase SDR family member 6-like. The transcript has 9 exons. The record is from RefSeq and is a predicted model, not a curated record. Gene Ontology annotation, molecular function: oxidoreductase activity, acting on the CH-OH group of donors, NAD or NADP as acceptor. NCBI's taxonomy places the organism in Eukaryota, Metazoa, Mollusca, Bivalvia, Pectinida, Pectinidae. The coding region runs from base 236 to 841 and encodes 201 amino acids. Gene Ontology annotation, cellular component: cytoplasm.
UCUUGUUGCCAACAUAUCCAGAGACGACUGAGCUCUGGAUGGACAAAACACGACAGUCAUCAGGGAAGGACAUUAUCACAUGAAAGCACACGUUUAGUAAGACUACCUCGUAACAACGUGUGAGGGGUCAUAUACGAUGUACUUCCGGGUCAACAAUGUGAGUGAGUGGGCGUACUUUGUUGAUGAACUCUGACUGUGACGGAACUAGGUUGUCGCAAGAGAAGUAUAAAAAACGAUGCCUGCACGAUUUGAGGGGAAAGUUGUCCUACUGUCCGCGGCAGCACAAGGAAUAGGACGUGCCACGGCCUUGGCCUUCGCUGAAGAAGGUGCGACUGUUAUUGCCACCGACAUCAAUGGAGAAAAGCUGGCCGAAUUAUCUGGAACGAAAGGUAUCCGGACUCAGGUGCUUGACGUCACAGAUUCUGCGGCCGUGGACAGUUUUUUGGACACUCUAGACAAAGUGGAUGUACUGUUUAACUGCGCAGGGUUUGUGCAUCAUGGUACUAUUCUGGACGUGGAAGAAAAGGAUUGGGACUUCAGCUUUAACCUUAAUGUGAAGAGUAUGUACAGAACCUGUCGACGUGUAAUUCCGAAGAUGAUCAAAAACGGAGGAGGCGCUAUCAUCAAUAUGUCAUCAGUUGCAUCAACUAUUCACGGACCCCCGAAUCGGUUUGUGUACAGUGCCACUAAGGCGGCUGUGAUCGGUCUCAGUAAAACCAUCGCCAGGGACUUCAUUGGUGACGGUAUUCGUUGUAUCCCCGUCUGCCCAGGAACCGUGGACACACCUUCCCUUCAUGGAAGGAUACAGGCCCAAGCCGACCCAGAACAGAAAUUACAAUGA